CUACGUGAAAGAUCGAGGGACUACACACGGAGAAAAUCAUCACAAAACAAAAGACCAAAGCUGAAAGACUCUCUGCAUCUUCUUUCAAAACUAUAAACCCCGCACGGCACGAGGCCAGCGCAGCGCGGGCGUGGCGAGACGCGGAAGGAACAAGCAAACAUCGAGAGCAGAGCAGAGAGCUGUAGAGGCGCAUUAGGGGAGAGAGAGAGAGAGACGGGCAUGGAGGAGGCGGCGAAGACGAGCGUGGUGUGCGUGACCGGCGCGGGCGGCUUCGUCGCCACGUGGCUCGUCAAGCUCCUCCUCUCCGACUCCAAGGCCGGCUACACCGUCCGCGGCACCGCGCGCGAUCCCGGUGACGCUAAGAAUGCCCAUCUCAAGGUGCUAGAAGGCGCCGACGAAAGGUUGCAGCUUGUCAGGGCUGACCUGCUGGACUACGACAGCGUAGCGUCGGCGAUUGCCGGCUGCGACGGCGUCUUCCAUGUCGCCUGCCCUGUCCCCUCCGGCCGAUCAACCGACCCCGAGAAAUGUUCUCAAGAACGUUGUCCAAAGAAAGAUCCCCUAAAAGGACGACGAUCUCUGACUGGUAGGAGACAUUCUGAAUGUAUACUGCAUAAGGCAGAGGUCAUAGCUCCUGCUGUAACAGGCACACUGAAUGUGCUGAAGGCCUGCCAUGAGGCGAAAGUUAAGCGAGUAGUCAUGGUGUCUUCAGGUGCUGCAGUGGUCGCCAAUCCUAACUGGCCAAAGGGUAAAGCCUUUGAUGAAGAGAGCUGGUCAGACGAGGACUACUGCAGAAAGAAUGGGGAUUGGUAUUACCUUUCCAAAACACUGGCGGAGCGCGAGGCUUUUGCUUAUGCAGCAAAAACUGGGUUGGACAUUGUAACUAUUUGCCCAUCAUUGGUAAUUGGACCAUUGAUGCAGUCUACAGUAAAUACGAGCAGUAAAGUUCUCCUUAAUUAUUUGAAAGGAGAACAUGAUACUGUAGAAAAUAAAAGCAGGGAUAUAGUGGAUGUUCGUGACGUAGCCGAUGCUAUUCUUCUGGCGUAUGAGAAUCCAGAGAUGUCUGGACGGUACAUAUGUAAUGCACCUGCAAUAAAAGUCUGUGAUAUGGUAAACAUACUGAAGACCUUAUAUCCAACUUACACAUAUCCCAAAAGCUUUACGGAAGUGGAAGGAAAUCUUGUUUAUAGUUCAGAGAAACUUCAGAAGCUAGGAUGGACCUUCAGGCCUGUAGAGAAGACCCUGGGGGACAGCGUCGAAUCCUACAGAGCAUCUGGCCUCCUGAAGUGAGCAUCCAACUGGGACAAGCUUGUUUGUUGAUCCUUGCAAAUUAUUUCUGAUUCAUGUAAACAGAGAAACAAAAUAAGUUUGUGACACAAUCAUCAAGGGAAUCAUGUUACCAUAAAAAUAAUUAAAUAAAUAAACAUUAUGCAAGCCUUUCUUUUGCAGAGUCUUGAGGUGUUUCGAGCAAAAUAGCUGCAUUGUUCUGCUGCUUC
Molecule: messenger RNA, 1493 nt
Organism: Hordeum vulgare subsp. vulgare (domesticated barley)
Lineage: Eukaryota; Viridiplantae; Streptophyta; Magnoliopsida; Poales; Poaceae
Product: cinnamoyl-CoA reductase 1-like
Exons: 7
Coding region: 220-1287 (355 amino acids)
Molecular function (GO): oxidoreductase activity, acting on the CH-OH group of donors, NAD or NADP as acceptor
Source: RefSeq, a predicted model, not a curated record